Molecule: messenger RNA, 1302 nt
Organism: Apis mellifera (honey bee)
Lineage: Eukaryota; Metazoa; Arthropoda; Insecta; Hymenoptera; Apidae
Gene: Sumo
Product: small ubiquitin-related modifier 3
Exons: 3
Coding region: 186-467 (93 amino acids)
Biological process (GO): protein sumoylation
Cellular component (GO): nucleus
Molecular function (GO): protein tag activity; ubiquitin-like protein ligase binding
Source: RefSeq, a predicted model, not a curated record
UUAUUUGUGUAAGAUGGAAACGUUGUGAUUACAAGUGUAAAGGUAGGAGCGGGAUUAUUGCGAGUGAUUUACUUAUACAUUUAUUUAUAAAAAUUUUAGAUAGCCUGACAUUUGGUUUAGUAAUUAAUUCGUGAAAAUAUUCUUAAUAAUCAGUGAUAAUAUAAUAUUUGUACUAAACUAUAAAUAUGUCUGACGAAAAGAAGGAAACUAAGACAGAAUCAGAGCACAUAAAUUUGAAAGUGCUAGGACAAGAUAGUGCAGUGGUUCAAUUUAAAAUUAAAAAGCACACACCACUCAGGAAAUUAAUGAAUGCUUAUUGUGAUCGUGUGGGCUUGGCAAUAGCAGCAGUAAGGUUUAGAUUUGAUGGACAACCUAUAAAUGAAUUGGAUACACCAACUACUCUUGAAAUGGAAGAAGGAGAUACAAUAGAAGUUUAUCAACAACAAACAGGAGGAGGAUUGUGUUGAGAUUUAAAAUUGUCCUUUAAUAGUUUGAAAAUGGACUUGAUAAAAAAAUUUCUGUUCCAGUGCUUACUUUAAAAAGAAGGCAUUAAUAAUUUUCUAUUUUUUCUGAUAUAGAAUAUUUCAUUUCAUAAUAUAAUAUGGGAAAGUUGUUUAUACUUUUUAUAUAUAUCAAACUUAACAUUUAGAUCAGUUCAAUCUAUAUGUUAGUUUAUUUAAAAAAAAAAUCUUUUUAAAUACAUUUUAUAUUCUUUAAUAUCAUAAAAUAAUAACUUAAGAUUUUUAAUAAGUAUUCACAUUUUAUUAUUAUUUGAUGUUUUUAAUUAUUCUGGUUUUUGUAAAAAUUAGAUGAAUUCUAUUUCUCUUCUAAUGUAUUAUUUCAAUUUUCAAUAAUUUGGCUGAAAAUAUUGUACAACAGAUAUACUGCUAUGUUAUUUCUAGUGAUAAACAUUGUAAAUGAAGGCACAUUAGUUGUCUCUUCAGCAUUUUGCACUAUGUAGAAAAACAUCUACAUCAACAAACACAUGUUACUUACAUAACAUAAGAUUCUUUGUAAAUGAUUUUCAUAAAAAAGAAAUUAAUAAUGUAAAAUCUCAAAUUUUCUUAAUAAAUAUCAUCUUUUUAGGUAUAUUCAUUUAUUAUAAUAAUGUACAAGUAGAACAAUGAUGAAGAGCAUUGUUAGAAAAAAUUAUGUUAAUAUUUAAUGUAACUAUUUUUAAGAAGUUCAUAAAAGUUUUGUUUGUGUUCCAUGAUUAAAUCUUACUACAUUUUUACUUUUCAUGAAAAUAAUAUUACUUUGUAUAUGAACAAAAAAAUAAAUUGUAUCUUAUCUUUUCUAUAA